AUCAAACUUCAGGCAAACUCCACCUCAGUCUUGAAGCAGAAGCACAACCUCUGUGAAGGAAUAUCCACCCCUUGGCUUGCUGAUCGCCAAGACUGGAGCUACAGGAAAGCUGCACGCAGCCUCAAUAGCAGGACUCAAAAACUCAAGAUUACUCAGAGCAACAUACAGUUUUAAUUGUGAGCCACAAGCAGGGAUGUUUUUGGGAAGCUUCAGAGCAAUGAAGAGGAAGCAGCUUUUCUGGGCAGCUCUCUGUGCUCUGAGCCUGCUUGAGGUAGUUUCUGGUGACCCAGACACCAACACCACUUCAGCACCAGAGACCUCUGCCACAGACACAACAUUUACUACAACUCCCCUGGUGACGACACCAGGAGCAAGUGAUGGUGAUACAACAAAGGCAGGCCCAGCAGAUACAAAGCCCAGCAGUCCUGCAGGAACUUCAGCACCGCCAUCUACAAAAACCGUAUCGAUAAACGAAACUACUUUGACGACGGUCAAUAUGACUGAAGCCCCCAGCUCAGCACCCACCACCGUGCGCAGCUGUGAUGGCGGCAAUGAGACAGAACCUCGGGCUACAAAUAUAUCUUCCACUCAACAGCCAGAAGUAUCAUCUCUUCCCAACGUGACACUGCCAAACACAACUCUGAAACCAGUCUGGACAACUACUACUGGCAGCACAAAGCACACUGUUUCCUCCGUUACCACGAGCCCAGGAAAUGAAAUUAGUAGUGGAACAGAGAUCAUCACGUGCCACAAUGUCAAGCACGUGACGAAGCCUCAUGUGAUAUGCCUGCAGCUCAACGCAUCCUACACAUGUGAUCACUUUAAAAUGAAGAUGGGAAGGAGAUUGUGGCAGCUGCUUUGUAAUGACUCCUCGGCCUCCUUGCACCCUGCUUCUCCCUGCCGCAUUGAACUGGCUAAAUCGGAGGUGAAACCCUACUGCAUGCUGCUUAUUCUAGGGGACACCGCAGACGCAGAAGGAAUCCUAAACCACCUCAAGAAUCCAAAGUCUGAUUUGAAAGAGCUCGGUAUAGAAUCCCACCAAAAGGAGGAGAUCUGGAAGCACCAGGACUUUUCCCGGAAGACGCUGAUUGCCUUGGUCACAUCUGGACUCUCGGUGGCGAUUUUGGGUUUGGCUGCAUACUUCCUUAUGAAACGACGGAGCUGGAGCCCCACGAGAGAGAGGCUGGGCGAAGACCCCUAUUACAUGGAAAACAGCAGCCAGGGAAACACGCUGAUCUCCGUGGGCGCCCAUGAGCAGCCAGAGCCGCAGGAGAAGCCGAAUCUCAACGGAGGAGCUCAGGAGAACGGGACUGGCCAGACAGCCUCGAAAAACGGACGCUCUGCCAGGCCGCGCGUUCUGGCCGACACGGAGAUGUGAUGUGCGCAGGGCAACGGCGUCUUCAGUGUGGUUUGAAAGGGGAGGGGGGAAGAGGGGAGGCGAGCAAGGACAGGACCCUCCUGGCCAGGCCGGGAAUUACACACCUUUUUUUCUACAACGAACUCGAAAGCCGCAGUCUACAGAGCGCUCUGCCCCAUUGGCGAUGCAGCUCUGCAUGGUACAGGGCAGCACUGCUGCAGCCUGGCGCUGCCCAGGGCUUAGGGCAGGGCUAGGGUGGGGCUAUCUAUGGACCUGGUUUUGCUCUUCCAGUAGCCAAGAGCAGGAUGGGGUGGACGUAGAACGACCCAGUAUCCAAAUCCCUCAAGCAAGGGGGGGGGGCACAUACCAAAACCCAGGGGCAGCGUUAGCAUCCCAAGAAAGCAGCUCAGCACAGGGGAGGGGAGGGGAGGGGAGGCCACAAGCUGGCAUCCACGUUUGGGUUCAACCCCUCUUGAGCAGGUUGAGCGCAUCUCUGUCCCUCCAACACAGGUUGCUCUGAAUUAACCAGGCUGCAGCACAUGGGGACGUGGCCUCCCUCACCUUCCUCGGGAUGCAGGUGUCUACCACUGCCACUAAGGGGUGAGCACUAGCCACCAAAAGCUGGAUCCAGACCUCAAACAACCCCAAAUCCGGGGGAAGCAUUUGGACCCUUGAUAGCAUUGAUAUCUGGCUUCCCAUUAUCAUCCGGUCCAGUGUUUUGGGGUCUUUGGAUGGGACGGUUUGUUUUCAUCUCAUCUCUGUAUUAAAUGCAUCUCUUUCUUUCUUCCUUCAAGAACACGAGUAAAUUAAUUCCCUUUCUUGUGCCUUA
Molecule: messenger RNA, 2186 nt
Organism: Alligator sinensis (Chinese alligator)
Lineage: Eukaryota; Metazoa; Chordata; Crocodylia; Alligatoridae
Gene: CD34
Product: CD34 molecule
Exons: 8
Coding region: 194-1378 (394 amino acids)
Biological process (GO): cell-matrix adhesion
Cellular component (GO): membrane
Source: RefSeq, a predicted model, not a curated record